AUGUCUCAGGAUCAGGAGAUUCCCUGUUGCACACAGGAACAACACUAUGCCCACAAUGAGAUCCAAGGCCUUGAGGCAACACAGGUCUCCAAGGCUGUGGAGGGGACCUCUCUCCCCACUUGUCCUCUAAUGCCUGGCAACAUGGAGGAAGUUCUGCCUGCUGGUAUACCCAGUACUUCCCAGAGUCCUCAGAGUGCCUACUCAUCUGACACUGUCAUCACAGCCAUCUCACCAAGCAAAUCAGAUGAGAGCUCCACCAGCCAAGGAAAGGAAAAUAGUUCAGCUGCUUCAUCAAAGGCCCUGUCAGACACUGAGAACUUGCCUGUAGACCCUCUCAAUGAGAAGGUGACUUUGUUGGUGCAGUUCCUGCUGCACAAGUAUCAAAUGAAAGAGCCCAUCACAAAGGCAAACGUGAUUGAUGUUGUCAUCAAAGAGUGCAAGGACAACUUCCUUGAGAUCCUCAGGAGAGCCUCUGAGUGCAUGGAGCUGAUCUUUGGUGUUGAUAUGAAGAAGGUGGACCCUACCGGCGAUGGUUAUGCCCUUGUCAACAAAUUAGGCCUCGCUUACGAUGUGAGGCUCCGUGGUGAAGAGAGCAUGCCCAAAGCCAGCCUUCUGAUAACUGUCCUCAGUGUGAUCCGCAUGAAGGUCAAUUGUGCCACUGAGGAGGAGGUCUGGGAAGUGGUGAAUAUGAUGGAUUUAUGUUCUGGGAGGAAACACUCCAUUUGGGGGGAGCCCAGGAAGUUCAUCACCAAAUAUUUGGUGCAAAAAUACCUGGAGUACCACCAGGUGCCGAACAUUGAUCUUCCACGCUAUGAAUUCCUUUGUGGCCGCAGAGCCCACACUGAAACCAGCAAGAUGAAAGUGCUAGAGUUUCUGACCAAGAUCCAUGAGUCUGACCCCAGAUGCUUCCCAUCCCAAAAUGAGGAGGCUUUGAGAGAUGAAGCAGAGAGAGCCUUAAGGAGUCCAAGCAGGGCCGGCACUACUGCCUUGGAUAGUGCUCAUUCCAGUGCCAGAUCCAGUAGCAGCUCCCACCCCUAG
Hyaena hyaena (striped hyena) is the source of this 1038-nucleotide messenger RNA. RefSeq names its product melanoma-associated antigen B16-like. Lineage: Eukaryota; Metazoa; Chordata; Mammalia; Carnivora; Hyaenidae. Gene Ontology annotation, cellular component: nucleus. The record is from RefSeq and is a predicted model, not a curated record. Gene Ontology annotation, biological process: negative regulation of transcription by RNA polymerase II.